CCCGGUUUGGGUACGAUUCUGCCUUCCGUAUCCUCUCGAAUGGUGGGGUCCGGCCGAGACGGUCACCGUACGCAUGCGCAGAGGCGCAGCAUGGGGGCGGGAGCCCCCCAAGACCCUUCCGCGAGGCAGUGAAGAUCGGUGCUGGGACAAACUCAGGGUCUAAGGAUGAACACGGUGUGUGUGACCAUGGCUCAGAUCUUAAGAUCCCAUCUGAUCAGUGCUACGCUGAUUCCCAAUCGAGUGAAGGUACUUUCCCAUGUUGGUGCCCUUCAAACUAGAGCCAUGUCAAUUCAUGCAUCCAAGAAGAAGCUUCAAGAAUACUACAGGCUGCUGAAUCUGGAGGAGGGCUGUUCUGCAGAGGACGUCCGAGAAUCUUUCCGGCAACUGGCCAGACAGUACCACCCAGAUGGAGGGGCUAGCACCGCUGACCCGGCAGCAUUCAUCCGGAUUGAAGAAGCUUACCGGAAGGUGCUUUCUCACCUAGCGGGACAAUCAAAGGCCAGGCAGAAUAAGGCUGAAGAUGCAGAAGAGGAAGACAGUGUCAAAUAUAAAACCCCCCAGCACCGGCACUACUUAAGUUUCGAAGGGGUUGGAUUUGGCACGCCAAGCCAGCGAGAGAAGCAGUAUAGGCAGUUUCGAGCGGACCGUGCCACGGAACAAGUGAUGGAAUAUCAAAAGCAGAAACUCCACAGAAAGUACUUUGCUGACAGCUUAACUGUCCAAGACGUAAGGCAGAGUAAAGAACAGAAGAUAACUCAAGCAAUGGAGCGGCUAGUGGAGGAUCUCAUCCAGGAGUCGAUGGCAAAAGGGGACUUUGACAAUCUCAGUGGCAAAGGAAAACCUCUAAAAAAAUUCUCUGGCUGUUCGUAUAUUGACCCCAUGACUCACAACCUGAACAGAAUACUGAUUGACAACGGGUACCAACCGGAAUGGAUCUUAAUGCAAAAGGAGAUAAAGGACACGAUCGAUCAACUCAGAGGGGCCAUUCUAAUGUCAAGGAAAAAACUUGGAAAUCCGAUGACACCGGUGGAACAGAAACAGUGGAACCAAGUGUGUGAGCAGUUUCAUGAAGAUAUCAGAAAGCUCAACAAGCGAGUCAGUGAUUACAAUUUGAUUGUUCCUCUCCUGACCAGGCAGAAAGUCCAUUUCAAUGCACAGAAAGAAAUUCUCAGAGCCCAGGAAAGACAUGAGACCCUGAUGAAAGCAGAAGGAGUCACAGAGAAAAGCCCACGGGACACAAGUCAGGGAGAAGGGGAGAAAACCACCAGAGUCAAGACAGGUUUGUUAAGCUGGGUGAAUGUGUGGAGAUUUAUCAAAACAUGAGCAUGUCAACAUCAUUCUUACAGCGCCACCACACAAGACUCUGAGAACUACGUGUCUCUGUACUUUUCACAAAGCCAGUCACAGCCCCAGUGUGUGAGAGGACUGUAAGAAACACAACUGUCCCACCAGCAUUGCUCUGACAGUAAUAACAACUAAGAACUCCUAAGAACUCCUAAGAACUCCUAAGAAAACAAUUUGAUCCGUGUUUGAGUUUCAGAUGUCAAGUGUCAUCAGGUGAAGUGAGUUAAGACAAGGACUCAAAUGGGAAUCAUACGGAGUAAUCCAAAAGGCUUAGUGCAGUUUUAAGCUCUAGUAACUUAAACACCCUUACUGUUUGUAAUCGUCAAACCUAGGUACUUUAAGUGUCAACUAUAAAAACUAAAACUGUAUUUUUCAAAAGUCACAAACUACAGAAGUGGGAAAUAUAGGCAAGAAAGUAAACUGGUAAA
Molecule: messenger RNA, 1772 nt
Organism: Erinaceus europaeus (western European hedgehog)
Lineage: Eukaryota; Metazoa; Chordata; Mammalia; Eulipotyphla; Erinaceidae
Gene: DNAJC28
Product: DnaJ heat shock protein family (Hsp40) member C28
Exons: 2
Coding region: 166-1323 (385 amino acids)
Source: RefSeq, a predicted model, not a curated record